AUGACGGACGAUCUGCUUACAGAUUUUCAUAUGGAGGACGUGGAAAAUCCUGCGCCAUUACCUGAAGCACCCGAGCUUUCGCAAUCUUCAUCAUUUACAGCCGCCAAUACCUCAGCAUAUCCAACGACAGACGGCAGUUGCCAUAGCUUGAACGGCUCAGGACCUUCGACCCCAACCCAUGAGGAUGUCCCAAACACAGUUACAGACCUUGAGGGCGCAAAAAUUGAGAUCUGCCAACCCUACGAUGUUGAAGAACCAGAUGAUGAGCCGGGGCCUAUUGCUGCUCAAAGACCAGAGUUACCUUGUCUACCGGAUUCAUUCGAACGGUGGCAGCGUGACUUGACAGAAUAUAUGGAUGGCAUGGGCCAAUCCUCCAGCAAGCAAUUCUAUGUGAAGACGGCCUCAGGCCAGCGAAGAGGUCAAAAGCGCAAAUCACCCAAUAUCAGCGGAUCCGGACAUGUUCAGAGCUCGCCGUCUCCUCGGCCCAAAUCAAAGACUAUGUCAGAUGAGCAACGAGCGCCCGUACCGGGUCUCGGUCCGAAACGACGACGAAGAAGGAGUAAGCUGCCGGAGGAUGCUGCCAAAGCUACUCGCACCGCCUCUUUGUACGAUUUCCGGGAGGCCGGCUCCACCGGGAGCUCGAGCUCAGAUCUUCAUUCAACCGAUGCUAGCAGCACCGAAACACCCAAUGAACCUAUACUGACCGACGAGAUGGACAUUGAUUGA
Penicillium cinerascens is the source of this 726-nucleotide messenger RNA. RefSeq lists its product as uncharacterized. The record is from RefSeq and is a predicted model, not a curated record. The transcript has a single exon. Lineage: Eukaryota; Fungi; Ascomycota; Eurotiomycetes; Eurotiales; Aspergillaceae. The coding region runs from base 1 to 726 and encodes 241 amino acids.